AAUUCUGCCUUCAAGCGCUCUAGAACAAAUCAGCUGGCGUUCUUAUAAAAAGCAUUAUUAUUUUUCGUUACAUUUUGUUAUCAUUAACAGACGCGUCCAAUUAGUGAUUACCUUUUUAUUGGGCCGAGUGCAAAAAGCUCUUCACUGCUAAAAAACCGAGCAGUUCUCACAGUACCUCGCACUGAACCCUUUUCAAAUCGCCAAUCUCCAAGAUGUCCUCCGGAAAGAUCCUGCCACGUCGCCAGGCGGUUCCCGUCCUCUACACCAGGGGCACCCACUACGAAGUUGGCUUCGACAUGGGCCGCACAUUUGGGUCCAUGAUCAAGAACUUUCUGAUCUUAUCGAAGCCCCUCAACGAGACCUACUUGCCGCUCUACCAGUCCCCGAAAGGCAGGCAGAUCUACAACGAGACCCUGGGAUCGGUGAAGGACAGCUUCCCGCAGUAUGUUCGCGAACUGGAGGGCGUGGCCGAUGGUGCGGAGGUGGAAUUCCAUAAGCUAUUUUUACUGCACCUGGACGAGAUUCUGCCCCAGGCAUUGAAGCACCAGCCACGUAGCAAAAACCAACCCACCGGCUGCUCCACCAUCAUUGUCAACCAGAGGAAUUGCCGACUGUUGGGCCACACGGAGGAUGCGCUCACGGAGACCCUGAACCACUACUACUUCGUGGUGGCCCACAUCAUCAGCGAUAAGCCGCAGGGCAAGUACAACGUCAAGGAGGAGCACUUCAUGUCCCUCUGCUACGCCGGACACCUGCCCGGAUACACCAUGAGCCAGAAUCACCACGGACUGGUCUUCAGCAUUAACACCAUCAGUGCGGAGCUCUUGCGCAGCGGCAGAACCCCGCGACACUUCAUCACCCGAGCUCUGUUGGCCACCAGCAACGUGGACGAUGCGUUCCGGGUGCUCAAGGAUGCGGGAGUGGGUGCAGCGGAUGCCUGCUCCGUCAACUUUACCUUCCUGGCGGAUCCCCGCCAGAUGUGCUACAAUGUGGAGAUGGCUCCGUCGCCGGAGCGCAAGAAUGAGUCCUAUUUGAACAUCAAGGAGGUGCCGCUGGGCGAGCACAACUACCAUGUUAACCAAUUCGAUCGCAUCCGUCAGGAGCAGGCCAACGAUCUGAUGAUCAGCUCGAGCAUCUCCAGGAUGAAAACCUUCGGAGCCUACAAUCCGCCGAUGAGCGAGCAGGAUGUGCGCCACAUGCUGGGCGAUGUGUCCGGCGGAGUCUACUGCGUCUGGCGGGAGAACAACAGCUGCGACGAGGUGGUCAAGACCAUCGCCGUGGGCAUCUUCGAUCUUAGUGCCAGGACCAUCUCCCUGUACUCCGACAAUCCCAGCGAGACGGAGCCACACUGCCGCCUGCCGCUCCUCUACAAGUAGAUCCGUUGGGGCAGCCAUGGAAGUCUCGAUCAUCCAUCGCGUCUUUGCUUAAAUAUUCCCAAUGACUAACAUGAAAUCCAUCUAUGAUCUAUCAGAUACAGGUAUUGCCCUAUAAGUAGGGCCUUUUUCUUACCGCGCCGCGAUUUCAAUCUGCUCUACUCUUGAUUUCACCAUGUAUGCGCAUAUAUUUUAACGAAUUAUAACCAAGCUAUAUCAAUUUAUCAGUAUACUAACAUUUUUAAACAUUUGUAAACCAAAAA
Messenger RNA from Drosophila erecta, 1636 nucleotides. RefSeq lists its product as uncharacterized. Bases 213 to 1376 code for a protein of 387 amino acids. The record is from RefSeq and is a predicted model, not a curated record. The transcript is spliced from 8 exons. Lineage: Eukaryota; Metazoa; Arthropoda; Insecta; Diptera; Drosophilidae.